Adineta ricciae is the source of this 3756-nucleotide messenger RNA. Lineage: Eukaryota; Metazoa; Rotifera; Eurotatoria; Adinetida; Adinetidae. The record is from the annotation of a GenBank genome assembly.
AUGCCACUAAGCCUACUUAUACAGUUGCUCAUCAUCUAUUCAAUUUUAUAUUUCUCAUCGAGUGAAAAUCAAUAUUAUCGAAUUCAACCGCAUGAUAUAUCUGCGUUAAUUGGCUCAAAUAUUACUAUUCCAUGUGUGAUUGCUUUACCGCAUGGUGACAUACAAUGGACCAAAGAUGGUCUAGCGUUAGGUUACGAUCGACAAUUACCUGCGUUUCCUUCGUGGUCAAUCAUCGGGGAUGAAAGUCGUGGCGAAUACAAUUUUCUGAUUCAAUCAUUGAAAUUAGAAGACGAAGGUAUCUUCGCCUGUGAAGUUUCACCCUAUAAGGAUGCACCGGCAUUGAAACAAGUAGCACAUGUACGAACAUUGAUUGAACCACAGCGUGUACAGAUUAACAAUCAGCCGUUAUGGAAUGAAACAACCAUUGUCAUGAUCAGAUACGACGAAACUAUUCAUCAGAUCAAUUGUGAAGUUGAUGCAGCACGACCAGCAGCUCAUAUAAAAUGGUUUAAUGAAACCGGCCAAGAAUUCCCAGCAACAUCAAGAACAUACACUCAAAAUCGUAUCUUUUCAACCACGAGUACAUUAACCCUGGUUCCAUCAUUAUCAUUGAAUAAUAAGCGUUUUACGUGCCAUGUCCAUCAUGAAACAUUACUCGGCAAAAUGGAUAGACUAUUUACGACAGUUGAGAUUCAAAUUACAUCCCCACCAAGUCUCCCAACGAUUCACGGUUACACACCACCGCAUUUGUUAAUCAAUGCUUCAUAUUUAACACUCUCGUGCUUAUCGUAUGGUGGAUAUCCUUUGGGCAGAUUAUCAUGGUAUAGAUUAGAACGGGGAGACAAUAAACAAUUCCAUCUGAUUGAUAAUUCAUCGAUUUCAUAUCCCCAACAAAACAUGACUGUUAAUAAUAUAUCAAUGAUUGUUACACCUUCGGAUAAUAAUGUAACAUUUUUAUGCCAAGUUACCAAUGCAUAUCUCUCCUCCAUAGGACAAACACUGCAAACGGAUGUUACUCUACGAGUUGCUUUUGGUCCAUCGUCUGUACAUAUUCGUGAUAAUAGAAAUCAGAUCAACAUAACCACUCUGAUCGAUGGAACUCCACGGCAAUUUCAAUGUCGAACAGCAUCGUCUAAUCCUCGACCAAUAGUAAACUGGAAACUAAAUGGACAAGUUCUUUCGCCUGAUAUCGAUCCGAUAGAAGAGCCAGGUGAAUUCGCAGGAAAGAUCGUUCAAAUAACCAAAACCCUCGGUCUUGAUAAAUCCUUACGAGAAUAUCAUGGAAAGAUCCUUUCGUGUGAAGCACGAAAUCCUGAAACAGGCCAUAUUGUUACUGAUUCGACGCAAUUGAAUGUUAUCUACGACGCAAUAAGCAUUGAAAUGUAUGGAAUAUCACAGAAUAAGUUGAUCAAAGCAGGUGAUACCGUCACCGCAGAAUGUAUUUUAACUGGCGGACAUCCGUUAGGAAAAAUUAUUUGGUAUAAAGGUGGUGAAUUACUUCAAUCCGACUACAUCAUGGAGUCGACUGGUAAUUACGCGACAAGUCGUGUACAGUUCACUGUUUCAGUGUCGGAUAACAAUCUUCCGUUGACAUGCAAAGGACAAGUCGAAAACUUUCCUCAAAAAUUUGCAUCGUUCGUUCUCAAUGUGACCUUUCUUCCUGCGGAGAUAUCAAUUGUUGAAAACGAACUCUUGUCGAAUUUAUCUAUGAAUAACGAAGGUCCACGUGAAUUCGAAUGUCGAUCUUCGAAAUCCAAUCCUCCCGCUCAGUUGAAAAUAACUCGUCAAUCAAAUGAUGGACAGAAGUACGCCGAUGUCCAAUACAAAACUUUAACGUCCGAUACAACAGGCGUGAACUCAAUCAAAUUCAUGUUACCACAAAUCGAUCGUUCCCUCCAUGGAAAUUUGUUGACAUGUGAAGCUAUUUUAGAUAUCAGUCCUGCACCAUUGACCAAACAGAUUACUUAUGUGCUCAAUGUGAAUCAUAAACCGUAUUUUCGUGAUUUCUAUACAUUGAUCGAAGUGAAAGAAAAUCAAUGGUUCAAUAUUACAUUGGAGGCGACUGGUUAUCCAAUGCCGAUUACAUAUCAAUGGUUUCAUCCGUCGGGAAGACAACUCAUGAACGAUGAACUGAAUAUUUUUGUCAACCAGGGGCAAUUAGCUGUGACGAACAUUCAACGAAGUGAUUCUGGAACUUAUCGCUGUGCUGCGUCGAAUCUAGUUGGAAGUACUCAAGUGAAUGUUACAUUAAAUGUUCUUUAUGGGCCGAGUAUUAGUCGAACUCAGGGAUAUGCAGUGACAGAAGCUUUAAUGCCAGGCUCUUCGGCGAUACUCCUAUGUGUCAUUAACAGCAAUCCAAUGAAUAUUAGUAAUAUACGCUGGUUAAAAGAUAAUCAAGAGGUUUCCACUGAUCUAUGGGAAAAACGAAUCGAAGGCAAUGAAACAGCAUUAAUUCGAAAAUCGGUUCAACGCGACGAUGCAGGACAGUACGUCUGUGAAGUAGAAAACCAAUUGGGAAGCACGCGUGCGACAUUACCACUGGUUAUUCAAUAUGCGCCGGAAAUUGAUCGGACCAAUCCAAGUCGAAACAAAGCCGCAGCCGAUGCUGACCGUUUCUUAACAGCUGAACUUCAUUGUCAAGUGUCAGCUAUACCGAAACCAACAAUUGUAUGGAUGAAGAAUAAUCUGCCGUUAUCUUUGACAGCUUCGUCAAAAUAUCAAACCAAAUUUCAAGAACACCUUUUUAACUCUUCAUUCUCACCGAAUCAAACAUACGAAACGACUUUAUAUAUCAUGAAUAUCACCAAAUCAGAUUACGGUGUGUAUCAAUGUAAAGUGGAAAAUAAAUUAGGCAUUGAUGUAUCGGAGAUUAUUCUAACCGGACUUACUAUACCUGAUCCUCCAAGUCAAGUUCACGUUGUUAAUAGCACACAUUCAUCAUUGCUAAUAAGUUGGACGCCUGGCUUUGAUGGUGGAUCUUCUCAAACCUUUCAACUUCGCUAUCGCAUAUCGUCAGAUACUUCCUAUGCCUACGUUUUCAUCCCUGCAGGUUUUCAAUCGUAUGCUUUGAAAAAUCUUCGAUUUGGAAGCGAAUAUCAUCUCAGUCUUCGAUCGAACAACUCCCAUCAUUUAAGCGAGUGGACUGAUGAUAUUAUUCAAUCGACGGCAUCAUUCGUUCCCACAUCAUUAUUUCACUCAAUAGAUUUAUCUCCAAUAAAAUAUUCGUAUACUUUUCUGAUUAUUAUUACACUCAUCGGUCUAUUGAUUAUCUUUAUCAAUAUUAUUUUAAUAUCAUUCUUCCUGGUCAAACGCCGGCGUGUUCAUGCGACGAGCGAUAAUUCCUCUACAACAGGUACAAACGAAACCGAAACGAAUACAGUCGAUAUAUUUCAGCCGAUUCCAUCGAAUUUUUUCUUACCGCCGCCAUCGCAAAUAGCGAAUACUUAUCAAAAGUAUGACGAUGAUGACAUUCAACGACCAUUUGUUCCGACAUAUUCCAUAGUAAAUAUGCCCAAUCGAGGUAAAUUCAAUCCUUCUGCAUUCUUUUCAUUCAUCUCCUCCGUUUUCUUUCCAGUUGAUAGUUCGCCCACAUACGGAGUUAUCAAAAAAGAUCGCUUGUCUACCUAUGAUAAUUUUCGUCCUCAUCAAUUUUAUCCCAACAUUCACGAUAAUAAUCAUAUAAGCUACCGAAGUUUUCGAGAUGGUACAAGUAGUUCAACCGACAUGCGCGAAUGUGUUCGCGCAGAAUUAGUUUAG